ACUGAGUACAUCUUUGGAUUGAGGUGCCAACCAUGACGUCAAUCCGAUACAAAUAUUGUUUGAAUUAUUAGUUAAACGAUAUAUUCAAUAAAACAAACUUGAUAUCGCAAAACUGAUGGUUUUAUAAAGAAACAUUUUAAACGCUGUAACAGGAACAUGAAGGCUUUGCUGACAAUCCAACUUUUUUUAAUAGUAAGUUUUAUAAGUAUAUACAAGUCUAAAGUUUUAGCUGAGGACAUAGGGUUUGAUCAUAGUCGAGAUUAUAACCUCAUUGAAGACGAAGGUGCUUGGGAAAAUCUUAUUCAAACAUGGAAAACACGCGCAGUAAAUGAUUUUAAAAACGGCUAUAGAAUAAAGAGGAGCACCUAUGCAGAAACUGAUGUACCGAAAUUAGAAGAAAUUGAAAAAUUUAUUACAACAUUUGAACCUGCCUUUAAAUCAGCACAAAAAACCAUCAAAGAUAUUGUGAAAAGCAGUGCUGUUUUAACUGGUCGUUUAAAAACUGCUUACAGCAUUCAAGGAAAGCUCGAAAAAAGUGGAGGUACUCUCGAGAAAUUAUAUGAUAUAAUUGGACUGAGGCUAACUUGUCAAACAGUAAACGACUCAGUUAUAAUAACCAAGGUUAUUGAAGAAGAUAAAACAAACUUUGAAGUUAUAGAAAAAAAAUGUAACGGAAUGUGCCCUGGUUCUGAAAAAUACAGGGAAGGCGGGUAUAGAAGAAUUCAUCUCAUUCUGCGUUUAAAACCGGAUAACAAAACAGCUGAGUUACAAAUUGGUACACCAUUCACCAACUAUUGGGCGGAUUGGAGUCAUGACUUUAUUUAUAAAGGACCCGAAUUAAUUACAAACCAAACAACAGUGAAGAAUUACUCUUUAUUACUAGCAGAUUAUUUUUUAAAAUUAGAUGAUGAUCGGAACCAUAUGCCAAAAUGUCCGGAAAUAUUAGAAAAAUCAAAUGCACUUGAUAUUUUAAAAAAGACUUUAUCAGAAAAAGACGCAUUGAAAAUGUUCAAUAAAGUUAAUGAACCCUCUAACGCUUGCUAUUGGUGGUACGACAUGCUUCUAGCGUUGCCUGAAAAAGCUUCCGGUAAAUCAGAAACAUCAUACAAAAAUCGCAGAAGUUUAAACCUAAAUCAAUUGCGGCAUGAUUUGGAAACUAAUGGCGGCCAUACAAGAGAAUAUAUUUUAGUUGAUGACAGCUCCAACACUUGGGAUAACCUUAUGAGCGAUUGGCACAAAAAAACACAAAGCACUCUCCGGGUUAAAAGAAGAAGUCCCAUUAUAACUAAGUUACCAACAUUAGAUGAAAUUGAAAAGUUUAUUCAAACCUUCAAACCUGCAUUUGAAUCAUUACAAAAAAGUAUAAAAGAUAUAGUAAAAAAUAAUGCAAUUUUAACGGGACGUUUAAAGGAUGCAAACAGUAUUCUGGAAAAGCUAGAAAAAGACAAUACUAGACUUCAGGAUUUAAAUGAUACUAUUGGUCUGAGACUAACAUGUCAAACAGUAGAUGAAUCUCUUCGAAUUGUGGAUAAAAUAAAAAGCAACACAAAAAAUUUUGAAAUUUUGAAUGAGAAAUGUUAUGGAAUGUGUCCCAAUGCAGGAAAAUACAAAGAAAGUGGAUAUCGAAGAAUCCAUCUUAUUCUUCGCUUAAUACCAGAAAGUAAAAUGGCUGAAUUGCAAGUUGGUACACCUUAUACAAAUUAUUGGUCAGAUUGGAAUCAUGAUUUCAUUUAUAAAGGUCCGCCAGAGAUCAAUAAUAGUAGUGAUGUCAAUCGUUAUUCGUUGGCGUUAGCUGAUUACUUUUUGACAUCAGAUUCCAGCAGAUCGAUUUUACCAUUGUGCCCAACGUUUUUACAAAAUGCAAAUGCAUUGGAUAUUUUAAAAUCAAGUUUACCAUUACCUGAUGCUGAAAAAAUGUUUAAAAAAAUAGGUGAACCACCGAAUGCUUGUUUUUGGUGGUACGAUAUGAAACUUGAGCAAACUGAACAAGAUACUAAACCGACAUCACCAAGUGCAUCCAGUGCAAGUUCGUUGCCUUUUAAUUUAUUUCCGAUAAUUUUUUGCAUUAAGAUAUUAUUCAAAAUGUUUUAGAACUACUUUAACAGAAUUAUAUUUAAUGAGCGUG
Messenger RNA from Hydra vulgaris (swiftwater hydra), 2125 nucleotides. RefSeq lists its product as uncharacterized. The record is from RefSeq and is a predicted model, not a curated record. NCBI's taxonomy places the organism in Eukaryota, Metazoa, Cnidaria, Hydrozoa, Anthoathecata, Hydridae. Gene Ontology annotation, biological process: guanosine tetraphosphate metabolic process.